GCCAUGCCUUAGACCAGAACACUACUGCGGUCCUAAACCUCUGAUUGCCAUGAGGCAAGUGGAUCGCCCACAUCCUCUUGUGAGGUGAACGUGCUUGUAAUAUGGGUAAUUUAGAAGCCUUGCGGCGACUGGAUGGCAAAAUGUUGGUCCAAAAUAGUCAGUUGCCCGCUCCAUGGAGAUAUUUGGUCGGCACCGAUUAACAUGCCAUCGACUGAAAAAUUUGCGUCGUCGCAGACUCGCAGAAAAACAGAUACUUACUCCAAUUUACUGGCAGUCAUCGAUACCUACGAUUGGACAGCCACGAGUGCUCAUCAUGCCUCGUGCAAACAUGCUGGUGAUCGAACAAUAGGGCGUGCAUGUGACAACGCACAUCAUGAAAGACGCAUGUCAUGAUCUGGCAUUGAAUUGAGAGCAUAUAUACGUAGCCCCCCCUCAACUUCUAUCAACCAUUCUCCCAUUUUACAUCUUCCACCAUGAGCUCCUCGCAGGAUCGUGUGGGCCGUGUGGUCAACCACAAGGAUUAUUACUUGCGUGGUGGGGACCUGAAUGUGUUGAUCGGCAACCAUCACUACCGCAUACACAGCUACUUCUUCUACCGCGAAUCGCUAGUAUGGCGCAAUAUGCUAGAUGCCUCUCCCGAUGGUGGGGAUCACGGCACGACUGAUUCUCCAAGUCCUUUCACCCUUGACGACGUCAAAAGCGAAGACUUUGAGCGCUUCCUCUGGGUGAUAUACAACCCCCAAUAUUCACUCUACGAUGCUCCCGUCGAGACAUGGCUGAGCAUCCUGAACCUCGCUCAUCGAUGGAACUUCUGGAACAUCAAAGACCUCGCUAUUCGCGAGCUCGAGAAACUCAACAUCGAGCCGAUCGAAAAGAUCGUGGCAUACCACGAAUAUAAGAUCAACAAAACUCUCCUUCUUCCUGCAUACAUCGCGAUGUGCAAACGUGAAAAGUCUAUCUCUCUUGCAGAGGGCACAAAGCUCGGAAUGGAAACCGUCCUCCGCCUUGCCGACGCACGCGAGCGUGCUCGGCAGCAAGCCGCGGAGAGCGGCAUUCGCUCCCCGACGUUCGACGAUUUUGAGGAUGCACAGAUGGAAGAUAUGAUAAGGGAGGUGUUUGGCAUUGCGCCGAGACCUACGUCGCCCGGUCGACACUCCAGAAACUCGUCCGAUGCAUUCAACAGUUUCGGUGGCACGGCCAAUCAGAAUGGCUUUGGCUUCACCCCUCAGAAAGCCAACGGGGAGACAACACCUGGCUUUAAUGGUUUUAAUCCACCGACUAACAAGCCAGUUGAUCCCUUGCACGUAUCUACAGACGCGACGGCGCCACCUCCAACCAAUGGCUCAACAGCCAAGACUGAUGGCAAGAAGCCACAAGCUCCGCCAAAAGAUGAGAAAUCGUCGCCUGAAGCGAAUGGGGCUCCCCCCCAACAAGCUGCGCCUGGUGCCACUGACAACAAAGGAGGCGCAGGGGGUAAGGCCAAUGGCACAGGGAAAAACAAAUGAGAAUUGUUAGGCGAGUUUCAUGCGUAGCUGGCAACGUAGUUUGUGUCGUUGUUUUCGAGUUUUGAUUAUGUUAUCGAGGCACCUUGCUAUGUCAGUGUUCAACCAUUGUUUCAGUACUUUGUGGGAAUAUCAACGAAACCUCGAGAAAAAUCGUACACCGUGGUUGAGUAACUUGAGUGAGAGUUGAUCUAGUCAGAAAAACCAGGUUGUCCGAGUCAAUUCCAGUCAAGGCAAUAUUUAAGAAAAAGCAGUGCUGGUAUAUGUACGCGGUUAAGUGAGAUGAUCUGCUGCUGAAUUGCAGAUGACUCUUACUUAGCCGCCACAUAGCCAUGUUGAUGAAGAGUUCA
Messenger RNA from Suillus plorans, 1852 nucleotides. RefSeq lists its product as uncharacterized. NCBI's taxonomy places the organism in Eukaryota, Fungi, Basidiomycota, Agaricomycetes, Boletales, Suillaceae. Gene Ontology annotation, molecular function: protein binding. The transcript has 4 exons. The record is from RefSeq and is a predicted model, not a curated record. The coding region runs from base 474 to 1505 and encodes 343 amino acids.